Messenger RNA from Quercus robur (English oak), 813 nucleotides. RefSeq lists its product as uncharacterized. The coding region runs from base 1 to 813 and encodes 270 amino acids. NCBI's taxonomy places the organism in Eukaryota, Viridiplantae, Streptophyta, Magnoliopsida, Fagales, Fagaceae. The record is from RefSeq and is a predicted model, not a curated record. The transcript has a single exon.
AUGGAUGACAUUGUAUUCGGAUCAACAAUUGAUCACCUUACUCAAGAAUUUUUAGAAGAAAUGAAGAAGGAAUUUGUGAUGAGCAUGGUGGGGGAGCUAAACUACUUCUUAGGUCUUCAAGUGAAACAACAGAAAGAUGGGAUAUUCAUUUCCCAAGAGAAAUAUGCCAAAAAUCUCAUAAAGAGAUUUAGUUUAGAGUCCAAGAAGCAUGCAUCCACUUCAAUGAGUUCCUCGGUAAAACUGGGCUUCGAUCUAGCCAGUGUAGAAGUAGAUCUAACACUCUAUAGGAGCAUGAUUGGCAGUCUCCUUUACCUCACUAUGAGUAGGCCGAACAUAGCCUUUAGUGUCGAGGUUUGUGCACAUUUUCAGGCAGCUCCCAAAAAGUCUCAUCUGACAUCGGUCAAAAGAAUCAUCUGUUAUGUCAAUGGUACAUCCAACUAUGGGAUUAGGUACUCAAGAGAUUCAAAUGACUGCCUAGCUGGAUACUCAAAUGCUGAUUGGGCCAAGUGUGUCGAUGAUAGGAAGAGCACCUCAGGAGGUUGCUUCUAUCUCGAAAAUAAUUUGGUGUCUUGGAUGAGCAAGAAACAAAAUUCAGUGUCUCUAUCAACGGUUGAAGCAGAAUAUAUUGCAGUAGGGAGUUUUUGUGCUCAACUAUUGUGGAUGAAGAAACUACUUCAUGAUUAUGGAAUCUCUCAAGACAAUAUGUUCGUCUUUUGUGACAACAUAGUGCCAUCAAUCUAUCCAAAAACCUUGUUCAACAUUCAAAGUCUAAACAUAUCGAAAUUUGAUAUCAUUUCAUUUGAGACUUGGUAG